AUUGAAGCGCGAAAUUGAUGAUCAAACCAUGCUCUUCAAAAAAAUUUUUAGUUGGCAAGAACCAUCCUUAUAUCCACAUCAUCUUGUCUUUCUCUAGACAUUCUAUUUCAUAUUGAUAGGCUUUUAACACUAUUAUAAUUAUUUAUUUAAUUACCAAUGAAUAGUGGUGGCGACAACAACGACGAAAAAGAGAGAAACAGGCAGAUCUGCCUGGACACCGAGUCGAGCAUCUGUCUGCAUUUGAUAAGACGCUGUACCCGUCGCAGAUGCUGGGCUCAAUGGCGGACAUCAAGUCCCUGGACCUAAGCAUCGGCCAGGACAUCAUGAUGAUUCCAGCCGAGGUAGCCUCGUCCGACACACAUUUUAUCCCGCGCAUCCAUGAAGUCAACGGAUCCAGCGACAGCCAGCAGCAAUUCACUCACUUGCUGGGUGUGGGCAAAAAGCCCACUGCAGCUGGCAGCAGCAGCCUUGGCCAGAGCAGUAGGCAUUGCAGCGUGGCGACUACCGAUAUGGCUUACGCGGGGGAUACUGAGGACUACUUCCAGGGUGUCUCAGAUGCAGAUACAGAGAUGGAUCGGGAGCUGCAAGCGGCCAUCGACACUGUUCUUGAAGGACGCAUGCCAACCAUCAAUGGUGUGCCGUCUAAGCAGAACAGCCAACAUGCUGUCUACAACCGCAACGGCAUUCUGGGCAGCGCGCGCAAACUUACUGGGAAGCUGUUUAGGGCCAAUGACAGCGCAUUUGUGCCUGUUGAUUUGGGUCAGCAGCCGCAGCCGCAGCCGCAGCAACAGCAGUCGGCCAUGGUCUACCUCCGCUUAGCGAGGCGCUGGGGCCUGCGGAUGUUCAGCCGCAGCGCCGCACUCUGGGCAAACUAUUUAGCGCCGGUUUUCCAGACGCCGCGAAGAGACACCGUCGCUCUCAGACGGCCAAAUGUCCAUGUCAUCGAUGGAGAAAGAGUCCACCGAGAGAAAAAUCGACAGUGUAAUCCCCGAUGACCAAAAGUCCAUUGUGCGCGCUGCCUGCUGCCUGCCAGAGCCCGUUACAGGCCCGCCUCGUCGCGGCAACAAAUUUUUGCGCCCAAUCACAGAGUUUGUGCAGAAGCGCCCGCUGGCCAGCCUU
This is a messenger RNA of Kickxella alabastrina, 1119 nucleotides long. RefSeq lists its product as uncharacterized. NCBI's taxonomy places the organism in Eukaryota, Fungi, Kickxellomycota, Kickxellomycetes, Kickxellales, Kickxellaceae. The record is from RefSeq and is a predicted model, not a curated record. Bases 267 to 995 code for a protein of 242 amino acids. The transcript has a single exon.